AGUAUUGCGUUCGCGCGUAUCGUGACUGCGUGACAUAGCAGUAAGAGCGGUGUCGUGGGGUUUUGUUUCGUAGCAAUUUUUGUCAAUUUUAUUAAUAAAAAUGGUGUCUUUUUUUGGUGAAGUAGUAUUCCCAGUUUCGCGAGCAUUUUGGGACGAUGAAGACGAAAGUACACCAAACGAACGUACAACGAAUCAACCAGAAUUUACUGUACGAUGGUUGAAGGAAAAGCCAGCUCGAAUUAAUACUUUAAUUGUAGUCGAAGGCGAGAUGUUACUUGAUUUCACUAAGGAAUGUUUGUGUCAAAGUUCAGAAGAGGCAUGCCUUGUGGAGGAUGAAAAUAAAAAAAAAAUGUGCAUAAUUUAUCAAGUUAACGACGACGUAUAUUUGUGCAUUGUAUCUCCACGUUUUAACGUAAAAUUUUCUGGCAAGCUUGUGGAUAAGAUAUCUGAUAUCUUAUUGAGUGCAAACCGAACAAUUUGUAUAACAUGUCGUCAUGUAUCACAAUUUAAAUGCAACGAUACACCAAAUGUACCAUCCUUCCUACGAAUGUUAGUCUCGAAAAACGGAGAGAGCGUUUGCAACUUAAAAGAGACAUUAUUAGAACAACCGAACAUCGUAUACGGUGUCACCGCGGGAGUUUUGUCGUAUGCAGAAUUUAUGGAGCUACCUUCAGUUUUGUACGUUUUGUAUGCGGACCAUUUUGUUUUGGAUUCAUUGUCUGCGGAACCUCUUUUGAAAUUAUUUAUAGCAAUGAAUUGCGCGAUGCACGAUGUUACGUUCACCGGAAAAAACUUUUUUAAUAAAGGGAACCUUUACAUUUAA
Molecule: messenger RNA, 823 nt
Organism: Colletes gigas
Lineage: Eukaryota; Metazoa; Arthropoda; Insecta; Hymenoptera; Colletidae
Gene: PSMG1
Product: proteasome assembly chaperone 1
Exons: 5
Coding region: 101-823 (240 amino acids)
Biological process (GO): proteasome core complex assembly
Cellular component (GO): endoplasmic reticulum
Molecular function (GO): proteasome binding
Source: RefSeq, a predicted model, not a curated record